CGUAGCGAGGGGGCGGAGCCCGGAAGGGAGCAGGAUGGCGGCUGUGCACAGUGACAGCGACGAGGACCUGGUCAGCUAUGGGACCGGCCUGGAACUUCUGGAGGAAGGUGAAAGACCAAAGAAACCCACCCCUCUUCAGGAGCAGACUGUCAGAGAUGAGAAAGGAAGGUAUAAGCGCUUUCACGGCGCCUUCAGUGGCGGCUUCUCUGCAGGCUACUUCAAUACGGUCGGCUCGAAGGAAGGAUGGACGCCCUCUACCUUCGUGUCUUCAAGACAGAACAGGGCGGACAAAUCUGCUCUUGGGCCUGAAGAUUUCAUGGAUGAAGAGGAUCUUAGUGAAUUCGGAAUUGCGCCUAAAGCAAUUGUUACCACAGAUGAUUUUGCUUCCAAAACCAAAGACAGAAUACGGGAGAAAGCCAGGCAGCUGGCAGCUGCUGCAGCCCCUAUUCCUGGGGCGACACUGCUGGAUGACCUCAUCGCACCAGCCAAGUUGUCUGUUGGCUUCGAACUGCUAAGAAAGAUGGGUUGGAAGGAAGGACAAGGAGUCGGUCCUCGAGUGAAAAGAAAGCCGCGCCGACAGAAGCCGGAUCCUGGUGUUAAGAUCUAUGGCUGUGCGUUGCCGCCUGGAGGCUCUGAAGGGUCCGAGGAUGAACAGGAUGACUACUUGCCCGACAGUGUGACUUUUGCUCCUAAAGACGUCAUGCCUGUGGAUUUUACACCUAAAGAUAACGUACACGGGCUGGCCUACCAGGGCCUGGACCCCCGCCAAGCUCUGUUCGGCACUCCAGGAGAACACUUUAAUCUUUUUGGUGGAGCAUCCGAGGGGACCAGCCAUCUUCUUGGAGACGUUGGACUGAGUAAAGGAAGAAAAUUGGGCAUUUCUGGUCAGGCUUUCGGUGUGGGUGCCCUGGAAGAGGAAGACGAUGACAUCUACGCCACAGAGACUCUAUCCAAGUAUGACACUGUGCUGAAGGACGAGGAGCCUGGGGACGGCCUCUAUGGCUGGACAGCUCCCAAACAGUACAGAAACCAGAAAGAAGCAGAGAGAGAUCUCCGAUAUGUUGGCAAAAUUCUGGAAGGAUUUUCGUUGGCUUCUAAACCUUUAUCUUCAAAGAAGAUGUACCCACCCCCUCAGCUGCCCAGAGACUACCGGCCAGUGCACUAUUUCAGACCCGUGGUCGCCCCGACGUCCGAGAAUGCUCACUUACUUCAGGUGUUGUCGGAGUCGGCUGGGAAAGCGGGAGCAGACGUGGCGGCUGCGCACAGUAGGCACCAGCUGAACGCCUCCAAGCGCGGGGAGUUGCUGGGAGAGGCGCCUGUUCAAGGGCCAGCUACCUCAGUGUUGGAGUUUCUGUCCCAAAAAGACAAAGAAAGAAUCAAAGAAACGAAGCAGGCAACGGACCUGAAAGCGGCGCAAGCCAAGGCCAGGAGUCUGGCCCAGAGCGCUGCAGGCAACAGAGAGCAGGUCUCCACACCGGGCCCCAGCCACAGCUCAUGGCACCUGGCCCUGGGCGCCGGGACAGCCAGCCCACGAGCCAGCAACUUCAAGCCUUUUGCCAAAGACCCAGAAAAGCAGAGACGAUAUGAAGAGUACUUGACGCACAUGAAGAAGGGUCAGAAAGAUGCUCUGGACCGGUGCCUGGACCCCAGCAUGACUGAGUGGGAGCGGAGCCGAGAGCGGGAAGAGUUUGCUCGCGCAGCCCAGCUGUAUGUGUCAUCCAACUCUACCCUGUCCUCCAGGUUCACGCACGCCAAAGAGGAGGAUGACUCAGACCAGGUGGAAGUUCCUCGGGACCAAGAGAAUGACGUCAGUGACAAGCAGUCGGCUGUGAAGAUGAAGAUGUUUGGGAAACUCACCCGAGACACGUUUGAGUGGCACCCGGACAAGCUUCUGUGUAAGAGGUUCAACGUCCCCGACCCGUAUCCAGGCUCAACCAUAGUCGGCUUACCCAGAGUAAAGCGGGACAAAUACUCCGUCUUCAACUUCCUGACCCUCCCAGAGCCAGCCCCUCUGCCCGCUGCUCCAGGACCCAGUGAAAAAGCCCCGCAGCAACAGCAACGGGCUCCGGACAAAUCCAGGAAGCCAUCACGAUGGGACACAUCCAAACAGGAGAAGAAAGAGGAUUCUAUUAGUGAGUUUUUAAGUCAGGCUAGAUCAAAAGUUGGACCACCGAGACAAGAGUCCAGCGCCCUAGGAAACAAAGAGCAGAUUCCGGAGCCACGUCCGGAGCCACGCCUGGAGCCACGCCCAGACAAGACUGAAGACAAAGAUGUGGCCGCACAGGCGGGUGGGGAAGGGGGCCGCCCUUCCAUGGAUUUAUUCAAAGCCAUCUUUGCCAGUUCCUCUGAUGAAAAGUCCUCCUCCUCAGAGGAAGAACAAGAUGACAGCGAGGAAAGUCAAGAGCACGCUGAGGAGGCCAGCUCUAAGCAUUCCCAGGAGGCAGCUGUGGAGGAGACUUCUGUGGCCCAUGCUGCCGAGCCGGAGCCGCGUGAGCCAGCAGCCCCCUUCCCCAUCCAAAAGGUGCACAUCGAUGAACGAGAGGAGUUUGGGCCUCGGCUGCCUCCCGUCUUCUGUCCCAAUACGCGCCAGACGCUCGACAUACCUCACAAAGCAAAACCUAAGAAGAGCAAAGACAAACACAAGAGCAAGAAGGAGCACAGAAGGCGGAGAGAGAAGAAAAAGAAACACAAGAAGCACAAACACAAAAGUAAACAAAAAAACAAGAAACCAGAAAAAAGUAGCAGUUCUGAGAGCACGGACAGCAGCGACAGCGGGAGCGAGGAAGGAGGGACUGCAGACCUGUCCCCCCAGGAGCUGCUGAGGCGACUCAAGUGUCUCCCGCUAAGGAGGCAGUAACGGAGCCCUGCCCUGGCCCAUCUCAGACUGGAGUGUCCAUGACAGAAGAGCAUUGAUUUCCCCAGCUCAUACAUUGUACAGACUGUAUUUAUAUGUAAAUUCCUGCUGUAAAAUAAUUUUUUAAACCUUGACAUUUCAAAGGCUGCCCUGAAAGGUUGCAGAAAUUGACUUCUAUUUUUAACUUAAUUUCAUGUUAGAGGGUAAAAAGACUGAGCAGUUUAAUUAAAGUGGCAGUUUUUUUUUUCUAUGUGC
Molecule: messenger RNA, 3109 nt
Organism: Acomys russatus (golden spiny mouse)
Lineage: Eukaryota; Metazoa; Chordata; Mammalia; Rodentia; Muridae
Gene: Gpatch1
Product: G-patch domain containing 1
Exons: 20
Coding region: 35-2857 (940 amino acids)
Biological process (GO): mRNA processing
Cellular component (GO): nucleus
Molecular function (GO): RNA binding
Source: RefSeq, a predicted model, not a curated record